AUGGACGGCGUUAGUCUGCAGUCGCUGCCAUACGAUCUGCUGCUCAAUGUUGCUCAACAUCUCGAGCUAAGGGAUAUUCAUGCUCUGCAGUCCUGCUGUAGGUCAUUAAAAGAUUUUGUGGCAACGCGUCCAGUCUUCCGCAGUCUGGCACAUGGACUACUGCGCCGGUGCCGUGCACUCCCAUUGCUGGGCUUCCAACGGAUAAGCGAUCUUUCGACAGAACAGCUGGUGUCUGCGGUGAUUAAGGCGGAUCGGCUGGAACGUGCGUGGAUAACCAGGACGCCGAGACCCGCACCGUGCACCCCAUAUGACGACCCGAAGGUGUCCGUGGACGACUCGCACUCGAGAUGCUGGUAUAAAGUUGUGAGCGCGCCACCGGGUGAAGAAGUUGAUUGGCUAUCACCUAUCACGUCAAGCUACACUCUGUGCGCGACUAAAAGUGGGAAGGUCAUCUGCUGGGAUGUCCAGCGGGACUGUGUCCUCGCCGAAUGGGAUCCUAGUCAACGGUGGGAGCUAUGGAAGUGUAGGGUGGAGUUCGAGGAAAAGACAGUGUUCUUUGCAAUGGCGAAGGUCGUGGAAGGCCAAGCCGAAGAAAGGGUAAUGGAAUUCAUGCUCAUGAAACUCCAGUUUCCAUCCAUCGGUGAUGGGGAAUCGGAGGCGAAUACUCCCACAUUCUCCGAAGUAACGAGGUUCAGAACCAUUGGCAUUGUUAUGAAUGUCUUCCUCUUGGAUCCGUCUUCUAGGCUGCUAGCGGCCUUUGUCUGGGUUCCGGCCUCUAAUUCCAUCGGCCUGUACAGUCUGCUCGACUGGGGUGAACCCCGGUAUGUCUUCAUUGAUACUGGAAUCGAAUGUUCAUUCUCUUCAAAUUGGUCGUGCAUAUUCUACAAUGAGAGUAUAGUCAUCCAUGCCGAAGAGAGCGAGUCUGCUUUCCAGCACUUUUAUCCAGUGUCACUGCUACAACAGCAUUCUCAACCAUUGACUCGCUCUAACUCCUUUGUUCCUUGUCUUAGCGGUCGCGUGCUGCCGGUAUACACCAUCAGCCAGCCCUUCAUCUUCCCUCGCCGGAACGACAGUCAUCAAGAAAACGGUGACGCCACCACUGAUCUACUCAACCCAUAUCCCUUUCCUCCAUGGUAUCCGGAAAGUGCACACUUUGUACGGCAAUGGUGGCCGACGCUUCCGGACAUACCGAGACUGAGCUGUACCGUGGUCCUUCUGGCAUCGCACGACCCCGAGACCCACGAAGAUUCCUACAUAUUAACUCAGCAUUACUUCAAAGUGCCUCUGGAUGACCACUCUAAAGAGUCGAUUGACGAAGCUGGCUGCUCUUCAUCCGGGGCAUGUCCCAAAUCGCGAAGACUACAAGGCGAAGGAUUUUCGGAUGCAUGCGAAGAGGACAUGAUGCGCAUGUGGUACGUCAGCAAGCCCUUCGAGGUGGUGGGCGUUCCGGAGGCGAUGGAGGAAGACGAGGACGGCUUUCCCGGCGGCAGACGACGACCGCUUGUCGCCGUGGACUUUGGGCAUGCUGCUUGGAUCGAAUACGUUCCGGACGAGGAGGGGGCGGCAGGCGAACCGCGCGCUACAAAGAGGUUGAGAUUUGUUUCUUUUCCCCCGAUCUCCGACGGGGGAACUCGGCUAAAGACUAGCCAGGGAAAAGGGAAGGGUAGGAAUGAUGAGGUGGAAGGACAGGUCCGGACGCUGGAAAUACCGGAAGGGCUGAAUUUGGACAGCGUCGAGACCAUCAAUAUAGACCAGAGCCACGGGUCUAUUAUCCUUUCGGUCAGCGAGGGGAAGAUUUUUAUUGUAUUUUAUGAGUAGUGCGUACGUAUAUAUGGUGUCG
Gloeophyllum trabeum ATCC 11539 is the source of this 1840-nucleotide messenger RNA. RefSeq lists its product as uncharacterized. The record is from RefSeq and is a predicted model, not a curated record. Gene Ontology annotation, molecular function: protein binding. Lineage: Eukaryota; Fungi; Basidiomycota; Agaricomycetes; Gloeophyllales; Gloeophyllaceae. Bases 1 to 1818 code for a protein of 605 amino acids. The transcript has 5 exons.